ACCAGAUCUGAAAACUGUUUCGAUGAGCCCUGGUUAUAAAAAUUGUAAAAAUAUUAAUGCUACCUGCAUUGCUUGGAGCCCGUAAGUGCCGGGGCUUUCUUAUGGCCAGGAACCUCUUGCAGUUGGCCAGUAAAAAGUCCAGGCGUUACUAUUCUUCGGGCGAUGACAUCAAAAAAUCAUCGGUAGACAAUCCAAACUGCACUAUGGCGGAGAUCAAGGAGGAUAUGAUGAAGAGCUUGGGCCUAGAGCCCGGCUACACCCGAGAGCCAAAGUCCAGGGAAGAGCUCCUUCAGUACCAACCCAAGAUCGAGGAACUGCCUGCACGAUCCAUGCAGGAUUCCUUCUCCUCGGCCAUCAUUCCUCUGAGCAAGAAUCCCAUGCUGCAGGACAAGUAUAUAAACUUUAGAGGCUUCGUCCGCCUCGGCAGGCUUCUGGAGGACAUGGACUAUUUUGCCGCUUGGUGUUGCCAUAGGCACUUGAAGCUUCCCAAUUUGCCGGAGGGAGUGCCUCUGCCCUACACCAUUGUGACCAUACUGGUGGACCGGAUCGACUUCACCGAAAUCACAGCAUCAGGCACACAGGACAUUCGCCUAUCCGGUCACGUCAGCUGGGUGGGAACCAGUUCCAUGGAGGUGGUGGUGUGGCUGGAGCAGAAGGUCGAUGAAAAGUACCAAAAAAUCACACGUGCUCUGUUCCUUAUGGCGGCCAGAAAUGCCACCAACACGGGAUCCGCUCCUGUGAAUCCCAUACAGCCGGCCAACGAGGAGGAGAAACUGAUCCUGGCUGGCGGGGCAGAAAGAAAGCAGCACCGGCAGAUACUGAGCGCCCAGUCCGUCUUCAAAGUGGAACCCAACGCUCAGGAGCAGUCGCUGAUAUACGAGAUCUACAAGAGGACCUCCCCCACCGAGCACGUGGGUCCGCUAAAGCGUCUCCUGCCACCCGACUGCUGCUGGAUGGAGGACUCCUUCCAGAUGAGCACUAUUCCGUCAUUUCCGGAGCACAGGAAUCACCACAACACUGUCUUCGGGGGGUUUCUUAUGCGAAGUGCCCUGGAGAUUAGCUGGGCAGCAGCUUUCCUCUUCUGCAAAACGCGACCCAAACUGGAGCACAUCUCGGACAUCAGCUUCGAGAAGCCCGUGAGCGUGAAUAGCUUCAUCAAAAUGACAGCCUAUGUUGUAUACACGAAGCUCAACUACGUGCAGAUCAUGACCGUAGCCGAUGUCCUGGACCCGUAUUCCGGCAACCGUGUGACCGCUAACGCGUUUUAUUACACUUUCGCAGCUCCGGAUACGGUUACUGAAGUCCUUCCCCGGUCCUACCACGAAACCAUGUGGUACAUCCAUGGUCGCCGCAAGUUCAAUGCCAGCAAUGUUUAUAAGUCUGAAACAAUUUCCUAGAUAAGUACAAAAUACACAGUUAAUAAACACAAAAAAAAUUUAUAGUUCUUAUAUAAAAGAA
Messenger RNA from Drosophila subpulchrella, 1458 nucleotides. Its product is annotated as acyl-coenzyme A thioesterase 9, mitochondrial-like. NCBI's taxonomy places the organism in Eukaryota, Metazoa, Arthropoda, Insecta, Diptera, Drosophilidae. Gene Ontology annotation, biological process: acyl-CoA metabolic process. Gene Ontology annotation, molecular function: fatty acyl-CoA hydrolase activity. The coding region runs from base 57 to 1397 and encodes 446 amino acids. The record is from RefSeq and is a predicted model, not a curated record. The transcript has 4 exons. Gene Ontology annotation, cellular component: mitochondrion.